Molecule: messenger RNA, 452 nt
Organism: Cucurbita pepo subsp. pepo (vegetable marrow)
Lineage: Eukaryota; Viridiplantae; Streptophyta; Magnoliopsida; Cucurbitales; Cucurbitaceae
Source: RefSeq, a predicted model, not a curated record
UUCCCAACAAUGGUAAUGGCCUUGAUAUGGAAAACUACUGUUGGACACAGACCCUCCAAGAGGUCAACAUUAAUGUACCAGUACCCAAAGGAACUAAGUCCAGGUUUGUGGUGUGUGAGAUCAAGAAGAAUCAUCUCAAAGUUGGACUAAAGGGUCAACCACCAGUGAUAGAUGGAGAGCUUUAUCAGAUUGUUAAGCCAGAUGAUUGUUAUUGGAGCAUAGAGGAUCAGAGCGUCAUCUCUAUUCUAUUGACCAAGCACAACCAAAUGGAGUGGUGGAAGUAUUUAGUUAAGGGGGAACCUGAGAUUGAUACUCAGAAGGUUGAACCUGAGAACAGCAAACUGUCUGAUUUGGAUCCAGAGACACGGCAAACAGUUGAAAAGAUGAUGGUGUGUAUUUUGAUCAUCUAUAUUUUAUCUAUUACACUUAUGAUUUAAUUGUAUCAUGGUUUU